Anthonomus grandis grandis is the source of this 2810-nucleotide messenger RNA. RefSeq names its product intraflagellar transport protein 88 homolog (gene nompB). Gene Ontology annotation, molecular function: kinesin binding. The record is from RefSeq and is a predicted model, not a curated record. The transcript is spliced from 13 exons. Bases 151 to 2706 code for a protein of 851 amino acids. Gene Ontology annotation, biological process: non-motile cilium assembly; intraciliary transport. Gene Ontology annotation, cellular component: ciliary base; ciliary basal body; non-motile cilium. Lineage: Eukaryota; Metazoa; Arthropoda; Insecta; Coleoptera; Curculionidae.
AAACUAUUAUGCCCAGUUGAAAUAGCGCAUUCUAAUCCAAACAAUCUAGAAUAUCGAUUAUAAUUCGUUUUGUUUGUAUUGUAAAUGUUGUUUAUAUUGUACUUUCACAAUACGUAACGACAUAUUUGAUAAAAACAAAAUAUUGCAAUAAUGGCAACCGCAGAAGUUUUAGACCUUUCAAAGUCAUUUGAAACCGAUCUUUCCAACACCGAGGGCAACAUGUUAAAUAAAACGUUAAAAUUUAAAACGGAUUUAAGAAUGUCCACUCCAAAACCUGUUCUACAUAUCGGAGCAUCCGCUGAGUUUCAGAGACAGCCAUCCGCUAUGCCAAAAACCCCAUACAAACCGGGAACGGGCUACAGCCGGGCCGGUACAGGAUUUAAACCCACGACGAACUUCAAAAAACCAGGAUCCGGAAAACCCCGUACGGGUUUUAGGCCUCAAACCGAUACGGAUCCUGUGAAUCGGCCGAUGACUGCCGUGAGAGGUGUGGGGUACACUUCUGGAGGCAACAAGCCGUUCGAUCCACUCAAUCAAGGAUCAGUGGUGCAAACUCCACCGUUGGAAUUACAAAAAGACGAUUCCCCAGAAGAAAAAAUGCGACAACAAGAAAACAAGAUAAUGCAGCUGGUGGAGGAGUCGUGUUUGGCUCAAGGUGAGGGAGAUCUUAAGAAAGCCUUAAGUAAAGCCAAGGAAGCGUCUUAUAAGGAGCGCAGCUUAAUUCGGAUGCAAGAACAAAACGGUUUGGGAGAUAACCACAACAUCGAUCUUACUUAUGCCGUACUGUUCAAUCUUGGCAACCAGUAUGCAGCAAACGACUUAUAUACGGAGGCCCUGAACACUUACCAAAUGAUUACCAAAAACCGAAUGUUUGCCAGCGCUUAUCGACUUAAAGUUAAUAUGGGCAACAUUUACUUUAAGCAGGGCCAGUAUCAGAUGGCCGUCAAAUUGUACCGGAUGGCACUCGAUCAAGUACCAUCAAGUCAAAAAAAUUUAAGGAUAAAGAUAAUGCACAAUAUAGCGUUAGUCUUCGUGAAAAUGGGACAGUGGGAGGAGGCGGUGAACAGUUUGGAAUUUAUUAUGACCGAACAAGCAUGUCAUAGGGCUGGCCUGCAUUUGGUCGCCUGUUGUCGAGCUCUUGAAGACCGAGACAGAAUGAGAACAGCUUUUUCACUUUUGCUCUCGGUACCUUUGGAUAUAGCAGACGAAGAUAAAUAUAAUAUAGAACAGGAUAAUCCAGAAGAUACUCUUCUAGCCUUAGCCAUACGAGAUGAUGACCUGCACAAAUACGAAACCAUAAAACGUAAAGAUGCAGAAUAUUGCAUUCUUACCGCGGCAAAACUGAUCGCGCCAUUUAUUGAAGAUUCUUCAAAUGAUGGGUACGACUGGUGUGUGGCAUCCAUAAAAAAUUCUGAAUACGCCCAGUUAGCAUCAGAUUUAGAAAUUAAUAAAGCUGUGAUGUUUCUUAAGCAAAACCAGUUAAACGAUGCCAUCGAGACGUUGAAGGCGUUUGAAAAAGAUUCUGAUAUUGUCUUGAAUGCCGCCACAAAUUUAAGUUUUAUAUACUAUUUGCAAGGAGAUUAUGAAACUGCCUUAAAAUACAGCGAAACCGUAGAACGCUCCAAAACCCCUAACGCUAACGCAUUCGUAAACUACGGGGCUUGUCUAAUGGCUAAAGGUGACCUCGAUAGAGCUGUAGAGUGUUUCCAAAAAGCCCUGGAACUCGAAAGUAACCACUUCGAAGCCAUUUUUAACUUGGGUCUAUGUAUGAAACGUCAAGGUCACUACAUAGAAGCCUUGUCAUGCUUCCAGCGUUUUACUGGUUCUCUCGCUUUGUUGCCUGCUGUGGUAAGUCAAGUGGCUAACUUACUGGAGCUGAUUGGAGAUACUGAGGCAGCCGCUGAUACUUACCAGCAGCUACUUGGUCUUGUGCCUACUGAUGCAAAGGCUUUGCAAAAAUUGGGAGAGUUGUUUGACCAGGAAGGAGAUAAACAACAGGCUCACCAUUAUCAUAUAGAUUCUUUCAGAUACUACCCUAGUAACCUCUCAGUAAUCGAAUGGUUGGGUUCCUACUACAUCGAGAUGCAGGUGGUAGAGAAAGCGUUGACUUACUUCGAAAAGGCCGCCCUAAUGCAACCGGGAGAACCCAAAUGGAACAUGAUGGUGGCGGGUUGUCAUCGCAGAAGUGGUAACAUGCAUAAAGCCCUCACUCUCUAUCAGGAAAUCCAUAAGCAAUUCCCUGAAAACGCCGAAUGUCUGAGAUUCUUGAUCAGACUGUGCAGCGAUCUCGGCAUGAGAGAAGCUCAGGACUACGUGACGGAACUGAAAAAGCUGGAGAAGAUUAAGGAGGUGCGGGAGAGGGUCAACAGUAGCAGACCUGGGUCUCGUCGGAGUAACAGUGGACUCUCAUCCAGAGCUGGAUCAGGAUUCAGUCCUGUGCCGGAGCAUGUGGCGGUGGCAAGUCCCCCACCUCUUUCCGGUUCGACCAAUAGGAACAUGCGGCAUGUGAGGAGUGUGCGUGGGCAAACUAGUACAAGCGCGAGCAGUUCUGACUCGGGAAUUGGACAGAAUAUUAAUUUUGAUCCCACAAAUUAUUCUGAUCCUCUUGGACCCUUGCCCGCUAGACCCAGAACGGGAGCUGGCAAACCGAUCGAUUUCGAUGAUUUUGGAAACGAUGAUUUAGGUGAUGAUUUAUUGCCUGAAUAAUAUUUUUUUAUUAGGGCUUUUAUUUUAUAAUGUGUUUGCAGCAAAUAGAGUUUCUUACUGAGUAAAAAUAAAAAUAGUUAAUAAAACCCUUUCGUAAAAAUGUU